This is a messenger RNA of Phymastichus coffea, 1083 nucleotides long. RefSeq lists its product as uncharacterized. Gene Ontology annotation, molecular function: NADP binding; flavin adenine dinucleotide binding; N,N-dimethylaniline monooxygenase activity. The record is from RefSeq and is a predicted model, not a curated record. The transcript is spliced from 7 exons. The coding region runs from base 175 to 1020 and encodes 281 amino acids. Lineage: Eukaryota; Metazoa; Arthropoda; Insecta; Hymenoptera; Eulophidae.
GAGUUCUAAUCUGUACUUGACAAUAUUAAGUGGCUCCGUAAACAUUUGUUCGUGAAACUUGAUCUCGACUAAGACAAACACAUUUACAGGGAUGAUCCGGAACUGGAUGAGCAUGGUUUAAAAGCGCAUAGUGGCAUCUACAAACAUCUAAGAACAAACAUUCCUAUAAAAUCUAUGCAGUAUCCAGAUUACCCCACUAAAAUCAAUGGUUCCGUUUCCCACGACGUGUUUCUUCAGUACUUGCGUAAUUACACCGAUCACUUUCAGCUUCGUAAAUACAUUCAGUUUAACACGCUAGUCACAAAAGUAUUUCCCGUGAAAGGCAACGGUGGUUGGAGGACAGCUACAUGGCAAAUGAAGAUGCGAAACUUGAAUACGAACAGAAAGAACGUGACGAUUUGUGACGGCGUGAUGAUUUGCAAUGGACAUUUCGCUAAACCAUACAUACCAGAAAUUCCCGGACUGAAAGAGACAUUUCCUGGAAAAAUACUGUAUAGUCGUAAUUACCGAGUACCAGAAGUUUUCACCAACAAGACAAUUGUGGUGUUGGGGUCAGGUAAUUCCGCUAUAGACAUUGCCAAAGACCUUGGUAAUUAUACCAAAAGGAUUUAUCUGAGUUAUAGAAGUUAUAAAAAUAACGUUACCCUUAUACACGACCUGCACAAUCCUGGUAACGUGAAAGAAGUAUUAAACGUUCUAUCCGCCAACGGCAGCGAACUCACCCUUCAAGACAAUUCAACCAUAAAAGUCGACAAUUUUAUCUUCUGUACGGGCUAUUCGUUCGACUUUCCCUUUUUGGACAAUAGAAGUGGUCUUGUUUUCGAAAAAAACGCCGUACGCCCGUUAUAUGCUGAAAUUUUCAAUGUGGAAUAUCCAUCCAUGGGCUUUAUCGGAUUGACCGACAAUAUUUACUAUAAUGACUGGUACUAUAUACAGGUAGAAGAUUUCGCGAGCGUAAUGAUAGGCAUUGUGGAAUUACCAAAUUAUCAAACAAUGUUAAAGAAUUCCAAUAUGAUAUAAUGGAUCAUCUUCGUGUAUUUUGAAGAACGAACUUGAAUCAUUCUUACUAAAUAAAUGGUUGAA